This is a messenger RNA of Malaclemys terrapin pileata, 24611 nucleotides long. It is a transcript of the gene DST, whose product is annotated as dystonin. Gene Ontology annotation, molecular function: microtubule binding; structural molecule activity; keratin filament binding. Gene Ontology annotation, cellular component: cytoskeleton; cytoplasm; focal adhesion. The transcript has 104 exons. Gene Ontology annotation, biological process: skin development; intermediate filament bundle assembly; wound healing. NCBI's taxonomy places the organism in Eukaryota, Metazoa, Chordata, Testudines, Emydidae. The coding region runs from base 62 to 23824 and encodes 7920 amino acids. The record is from RefSeq and is a predicted model, not a curated record.
GGCGUUCCUCUCCGGGCUGCUCUGCGCUCCAGGCUCAGCCCCGCACACACGCACUGGCACCAUGAUCGCCGCUGCGUUCCUGGUUUUGCUGCGACCUUACAGCAUCCAAUGUGCCCUCUUCUUGCUCAUGCUCCUGCUGGGGACCAUUGCUACGAUUUUAUUCUUCUGCUGCUGGCACCGUAAGCUCCAGAAAGGGAGGCAUCCUAUCAAAUCCGUCCUUUCAGGGCGCUCAAGGAGCCGAGAUGCUGUAAUGAGAACUCAUCACUGUCGCUCCGAGGGUUUUAGACCAAGUCCUCGUCAUGCUAGAAGACGUGUAGCACCUCGCCUUGAAGAAACACAGCCUCUAGCAGAAGUACAUCACUUGAGUGAACAAGAAACUUCCAUAAGGAAAAGAAAAAUCAAGAAAAACAGCAGAGUUCAGCCGGAAUUUUACCAUUCUGUUCAAGUCACACCAACUCGAAAACCUAGCUCUGGAAACGCCUCCUACCGAUGCUCCAUGUCUUCCUCUGCGGAUUUCUCCGAUGAGGAUGAUUUCAGCCAGAAAUCUGGCUCCGUGUCUCCGGCACCGGGGGACACACUGCCUUGGAACCUGCCGAAACAUGAGAGAUCCAAGCGGAAAAUUCAAGGCGGCUCCGUGCUGGACCCAGCCGAGAGAGCAGUGCUUAGGAUAGCCGAUGAACGGGACAAAGUACAAAAGAAAACCUUCACAAAAUGGAUAAAUCAACACCUCAUGAAGGUUCGCAAGCAUGUGAAUGAUCUGUAUGAAGACUUGAGGGAUGGACAUAACUUGAUCUCCCUUUUAGAAGUCCUUUCUGGGAAUACCCUGCCAAGGGAGCGAGAUUUUUUGAAGACCUUACGGUUGCCCCGAGAGAAAGGUCGGAUGCGUUUUCACAGACUACAGAAUGUACAAAUUGCACUUGACUAUUUGAAAAAACGCCAGGUGAAACUGGUAAAUAUUAGAAAUGAUGACAUAACAGAUGGAAAUCCCAAGUUGACUUUGGGGUUAAUAUGGACCAUAAUUUUGCACUUUCAGAUAUCUGACAUCCAUGUUACUGGACAGUCAGAGGAUAUGUCUGCUAAAGAGAGGCUACUCCUGUGGACACAGCAGACAACUGAGGGUUAUGCUGGAAUCCGUUGUGAAAAUUUCACUACCUGCUGGCGAGAUGGAAAAUUAUUUAACGCCAUCAUUCAUAAAUACAGGCCGGACCUGAUAGACAUGAAUACCGUUGCUGUUCAAAGCAACCUUGCAAAUUUAGAACAUGCUUUUUAUGUAGCAGAAAAACUAGGUGUCACCAGACUUCUGGAUCCGGAAGAUGUUGAUGUCUCCGCUCCUGAUGAGAAGUCAGUAAUAACUUAUGUGUCAUCACUUUAUGAUGCAUUUCCCAAAGUACUGGAAGGCGGCGAAGGCAUCAGUGCAAAUGAUGUUGAAGUCAAGUGGGUUGAAUACCAGAAUAUGGUGAACUACCUCAUCCAGUGGAUCAGGCACCAUAUCACAAUAAUGUCUGACAGAACAUUUCCAAACAAUCCUGUAGAACUGAAGGCACUUUAUAACCAAUACUUACAGUUUAAGGAAACAGAAAUUCCACCAAAGGAGAUAGAUAAAUCAAAAAUUAAACGUCUUUAUAAACUGCUGGAGGUCUGGAUAGAAUUUGGACGCAUCAAACUCCCUCAAGGCUACCAUCCAAAUGAUAUAGAAAAAGAGUGGGGAAAACUUAUUAUUGCCAUGCUGGAAAGGGAGAAAACCCUUCGACCUGAAGUAGAGCGGUUGGAAAUGUUGCAGCAAAUUGCAAACAGAGUUCAGCGGGACAUCCUGGGCUGUGAAGACAAACUGAUACUUGCUCGGAAUGCUCUGCAGUCUGAUACCAAGCGAUUAGAAUCAGGGCUACAGUUCCAGAAUGAAGCAGAGAUAGCUGGAUAUAUACUUGAAUGUGAGAAUCUUCUGCGCCAACAAGUAAUUGAUGCCCAAAUUCUUAUUGAUGGAAAAUAUUACCAGGCAGAUCAACUGGUACAGAGGGUUGCUAAACUUCGAGAUGAUCUUAUGGCCUUAAGGACCGAAUGUUCUUCAAUAUUCAGCAAGGGGCGCACACUGACAACAGAACAGACGAAGCUGAUGAUUUCGGGAAUAACACAAAGCUUAAACUCAGGAUUUGCACCAAACUUAAACCCUGAUUUAAACUCUGGAAUGACCCAGAAUUUAACACCUUUGACUUCUUCCAGUCUGACAUCAGGCCUCUCAUCAGGUCUUACUUCAAGACUGACUCCAGCAAUCACACCAGCUUAUACACCAGGCUUUCCACCACGGAUAAUUCAAACUUAUGUAACAGGAGUUGACACCAAUGCACUGCAAACACUCAAGCUGAUGCAAAUCCGAAAGCCCCUCAUGAAAUCAGCUUUUGUUGAUCAAAAUUUAACAGAAGAAGAAGUCAACAUGAAAUUUGUCCAGGACCUCUUGAACUGGGUAGAUGAAAUGCAGGUGCAACUUGAUCGAACAGAAUGGGGGUCAGAUCUGCCAAGCGUUGAAAGCCAUUUAGAAAAUCAUAAAAAUGUCCAUAGAGCUAUAGAAGAUUUUGAAUCAAGCCUUAAAGAAGCUAAAAUCAGUGAGAUCCAAAUGACUGCCCCUCUUAAACUCAAUUAUGCAGAAAAAUUGCACAAACUGGAGAGUCAGUAUGCAAAACUCUUGAAUACAUCAAGAAAUCAAGAAAGGCACCUUGAUACCCUGCACAAUUUUGUGUCCCGUGCCACUGGAGAGCUUAUAUGGCUGAAUGAAAAAGAAGAGGAGGAGGUUGCGUAUGACUGGAGUGAAAGAAACUCCAAUAUAUCAAGAAAAAAGGAGUACCAUGCAGAUUUAAUGAGAGAACUUGAUCAAAAGGAAGAAGUUAUUAAAUCAGUUCAGGAAAUAGCAGAGCAGCUACUCCUGGAAAAUCACCCUGCAAGGCUAACUAUUGAGGCCUAUAGAGCUGCAAUGCAGACCCAGUGGAGCUGGAUUUUACAGCUGUGUCACUGUGUUGAACAACACUUGAGAGAAAAUGCUGCUUAUUUUGAGUUUUUCAAUGAUGCCAAAGAAGCCAUGGACUAUUUAAAGAAUUUAAAAGAUGCCAUACAGCGAAAGUACAGUUGUGAUAGGUCCAGCAGCCUUCAUAAACUGGAAGAUCUUGUUCAGGAGUCCAUGGAAGAAAAAGAACAACUCUUGCAGUACAAGAGCACAGUAGCUGGCCUUGUGGGGAAGGCAAAGGCAAUAAUUCAGCUGAAGCCAAGGAAUCCUGAUAGUCCACUCAAAACAUCCAUCCCAAUUAAAGCCAUCUGUGACUACAGACAAAUUGAGAUAACCAUUUACAAAGAUGAUGAAUGUGUAUUAGCGAGCAACUCCCAUCGUGCCAAAUGGAAAGUCAUUAGUCCAAGUGGUAAUGAGGCCAUGGUUCCAUCUGUGUGCUUUACAGUUCCUCCACCAAACAAAGAAGCAAUAGACACGGCAAACAGAAUUGAACAACAUUUUCAGAAUGUACUGGCCCUUUGGCAUGAAUCACAUAUAAACAUGAAGAGCGUGGUUUCCUGGCACUACUUGACAAAUGAAAUUGAAACUGUUCGAGCUGGUAAUGUUGCUUCGAUAAAGACAAUGUUGCCAGGGGAACAUCAGCAGGUUUUAAGCAAUUUACAGUCCCGCUUUGAUGAGUUUCUGGAAGACAGCCAGGACUCCAAAAUCUUUUCAGGCUCAGAUAUAGCACAUCUGGAAAGGGAGGUUAAUGUCUGCAAGCAGUACUAUCAGGAACUUCUUAAAUCUGCAGAAAGAGAGGAGCAGGAGGAAUCCAUUUACAAUCUGUAUAUCUCAGAAGUCAGAAACAUCAGACUUCUCUUGGAGAACUGUGAGGACCGUUUGAUCCGACAGAUUCGGACUCCACUGGAGAGGGAUGACCUACAUGAAAGUGUGUUUAGGAUCUCGGAACAAGAGAAGUUAAAGAAAGAGCUGGAUCGACUCAAGGAUGAUUUGGGAAUGAUUACAGAUAAAUGCGAGGAGUUUUUCAGUCAAGCUGCUGGUUCACCUUCCGUCCCCACCCUCCGUUCUGAGCUCAAUGUCAUCAUUCAGAAUAUGAAUCAAGUUUACUCCAUGUCUUCCAUUUACAUAGAAAAGUUAAAAACUGUAAAUUUGGUGCUGAAAAACACUCAAGGAGCAGAAGCGCUAGUAAAACUUUAUGAGACUAAACUGUGUGAAGAAGAAGCAGUCACUGCUGACAAGAAUAAUAUUGAGAACCUUAUGGGUACAUUAAAGCAAUGGAGGUCUGAAGUGGAUGAGAAAAGAGAGGUAUUCCAUGCCUUAGAAGAUGAACUGCAGAAAGCCAAGGCGAUCAGUGAUCAAAUGUUUAAAACGCAUAAGGAACGAGAUCUUGACUUUGACUGGCAUAAAGAGAAAGCUGAUCAGCUGUCUGAGAGAUGGCAAAAUGUUCAUUCUCAGAUUGAAAACCGGUUGCGUGACUUAGAGGGUAUCAGUAAAUCUCUGAAAUACUACAAAGAUACUUACCAUACACUGGAUACCUGGAUUCAGAAAGUGGAAGAUACUCAGCGAAAGAUUCAAGAAAACCAACCAGAAAACAGCAAAGCUUUGGCUAAACAGCUGAACCAGCAAAAGAUGCUGGUUUCUGAAAUUGAAAUGAAACAAAAUAAAAUAGAUGAAUGCCAGAAAUAUUCAGAGCAAUACUCAGCUUCAGUAAAGGAUUAUGAACUGCAGACAAUGACAUACAGGGCUAUGGUUGACUCACAACAAAAAUCCCCAGUGAAACGCCGGAGAAUGCAGAGCUCAUCUGACUUCAUUAUACAAGAGUUCAUGGAUUUACGAACACGCUAUACUGCCUUGGUGACCCUGGUGACCCAGUAUAUUAAAUUUGCUGGUGACUCUUUGAAAAGACUAGAAGAAGAGGAGAAGUCAAUGGAAGAGGAAAAGAAAGAGCAUGUUGAGAAAGCUGGGGAUUUACUGAAAUGGGUGUCAAACAUCAGCAAGACCCUCAGCAAGGGAGAAAGAGAAAAGGCUGAAAAGGCAGACUUGCCUAAGCAGCAGAUUUCCGCUGAUGAAAUAGCAACCAAGAAAGAACAAAUAUCUGAGGCUUUGCAGACUACACAGUCAUUUUUGGCUAAACACAGUGACAAAAUGAUGGAUGGAGAGAGAAAUGAAAUGGAAAAACAAGUGAAGUCCCUACAAGAAGGUUAUAACCUGUUAUCUAAUGAAGCUUUGAAACAACUGCAGGGAGCACAAAAUUUAGGUGAUGAAAAGAUGGAGGAAAAGGUGGAUAAAGUUAUUGCUGGUAUCAUUGAUCAAACAACUGGAGAAGUCCUUUCAGUCUUUCAGUCUGUUUUAAAAGGUCUAAUUGACUCUGAAACUGGCAUUAGAUUGCUUGAGAAUCAGCUGAUUUUAUCUGGGCUAAUUUCACCAGAAUUAGGAAUAUGUUUUGAUCUUGAAGAAGCAAAAGUCCAUGAACUUAUUGAUGAACAAACUCUCCUGCAACUACAAGAAUUAAAUAAUGCUAAGAAAAUUAUUUCAGAGUCAUCAGUCACAAAUCUUCCAGCUGUAGCUGCUUUAGAACAAGGUCUAAUUCCAGAGACUCUUGCCAUUAAAAUUCUUGAGAUUCAGCUUUCCAGAGGAUAUCUAGUUAUGCCAGCUACAGGGGAGCAACUCACUUUGCACAAAGCUUUCCAGAGGAACCUGGUUUCUGCAUCUUUAUUUUCAAAGCUUUUGGAAAGGCAAGACACAUGCAAAGAUCUCAUAGACCCCAACACUGCAGAAAAGGUUUCCCUGGAGGAGAUGGUUCAAAGAAGCAUAAUAAGAGAAGAAACAGGGUUAAGACUUCUACCUGUAAGACCACAAGAAAGAGGUAGAAUCACUCUAAAAUGUGGAAGGCAGAUAAGUAUUUUGAGAGCAGCCCAUGAAGGUCUCAUAGACCGUGAAACCAUGUUCAGGUUGCUGGGAGCUCAACUACUAUCUGGAGGUAUAAUCGAACCUGACUCAGGGCACAGAAUGACUGUGGAAGAAGCCAUGAGACAAGAGUUGAUUGAUCAGGACACUGCUUGUGGUAUUCUGACUCAUCAGAUUCAGACUGGUGGGAUAUUAUGUUCAAAUUCAUCCAAACGCUUAACUGUAGAUGAAGCCAUACAGUGCAGCUUAAUCUCAUCUAGCAGUGCACUCUUGGUACUAGAAGCACAGAGAGGCUUCAUUGGCCUCAUUUGGCCUCAUUCUGGUGAAAUAUUCCCCAUAUCUACUUCUUUACAUCAAGGGAUGAUAACAAAUGAACUAGCAAGCAAAAUACUAAAUGGCAGGCAGAAAAUAGCUGCAAUUUAUAUUCCUGAAACCUGUGAAGUACUCAGUCUGGAUAAUGCCGCACAGUUAGGGGUAAUAGAUGCUAAUACUGUAUCUGUUUUGAACAAUGUAAUUUUACCUGAUAAAAUGCCUAACAUGGAGGAUUUAGAGUCCUCUUGUAAAAAUGCUGCAAGAUGGUUAUCAUCUUAUGAAUUCCAGCCAUCUGCAUUUCAUGACUAUAGACAGGAACAAGAAGUUUCAGUUACAGAAGAGCCAAUGCCUCAUAGUGUAGAGCAAACUAAAAAAUUAUUCAUGUCUUAUCUGAUGAUAAAUAGUUAUAUGGAUGCAAACACAGGGCAAAGACUUUUGUUGUAUGAUGGAGACCUGGAUGAAGCUGUCGGCAUGUUGUUGGAAGGUGAUGAUUCUGCGUCCAGUGCUGAUGUGACAGAAGGAGGAUUUAGUAAUAAAUAUGUAAACUUAAAAAGAACUGAUCUGAAACAACCUGACAAUGUCAUGUUUAAUAAUGUCACAAGCAAUGUCCUGCAUGAGUAUACAGGUGUACAGAAUACUUUUACUUACAGCAACUUAAAACAGCCUGAAGAAGAUACUCAGAAUGAUAAAUGUUCAGAGAGAAAUGAUUUUCACAGUAGAGCAAAUGUCUUUAAGGCUAAUGGUUUUGAACAGUCAGAAUGUACAUUGAAUUCUUUGUUGUCUAAACCUGAAGCAGAAACUGGAAAUACAGUGGGUAGUACUCAAAACCCUGAGAAAGAGAAUGCAUUCAAAAGUUUUCAAGAAUAUCCUAAACAAAUACAGAUGGAACGGUGUGAGCAUGUGUGUCAGCAAGCAAACUCUGGAAAUGUAGAAAGGCAUCUUCCAAAAUACUCACAAGGAAAUCUUAUUUCAAGAAUAGAUCGAGACAAACCCAGCAUGCCUGAUGGAAGAGAGAUCCUGGGUAGGGAAAGCAGGACUUUUAAAACUUUAGAAAAUUCCUUGGGUGUAGAUGAUUUGUCAGUUAAUAGUGAAGUCAGUGCUGUUCAAGAAAGCAAUCCAAAGUGUGGCCCUCAUAUUUUGCAGUCUGAUGAUAAGAGUAUGUUAACUGAUAACAAUAUGAAAAAAUGUGAUGUUCAGAGAAGUCUCAAUUCAUUCAGCCACACAGAUAUUGAAAACAGACUUCUAGGAGAACUUUCUGGUAAAGAAUUAGUGAGUCAAAUUGUUUGUAAUGAGCAUAGCAUGCUACAGCCUAAAGAGAAUGAGUAUGGCAGGCCAUCCCUUCAGGACUGUACCAAUAUGCCUGAUGGACUACUUCCGGAAGACAAUAAUGAUGUGCCUCUGUUGAAAAACAAUACUGACACACGUGGCAGGUCACCACUGGGAGACAGUACUGGCAUGCAGGGCGGGCCACCCCUGGAGGACACUAGUGAUGUGCAUCAUAGGGCUCUGUUGGAAGACACUACUGAUACACCUGGGGGGGCACUGCUGGGAGACAGUACCAGCAUGCAUGGCAGGUCACUUCUGGGAAACAGUAUCAGUCUGCAUGAUGGGUUACUCCUAGGGGACAGCGAUGCUAUAUAUGGCAGGUUACUACUGGGAGAUAAUAGUAAUAAACCUGGUGAACUGCUGCUGGGAGAGAGUGAUGGCACCCCACAGUGUGAAAAUAACUAUUUGCAGCAGGUUGAUGAUGAAGAUGAUGAUGCCUAUGACACUCCUCAGGUUGAUGAUGACGAUGACGAUGCCUAUGACACUGCUCAGCUUGAUGGGUAUGAUUCCUAUGACUCCCCUCAGAUUGAUGAUGAUUACAGUACCUCUCAGCUUGAAGAUGAUGAUACCCCAGAGCCUGACAACACACCCUUAGGUGUCCAAGAAGAAAGAGACGGGCUAGUAAAUGUGAGGGAAGAACUAAACACUUUUCAAGAUGUGAGUAACACAGGAGAUAGUGUCCUGAGUGUUAAUGAAGUAAGACAGACAGAUUCAUUUGAGAUGAUAAAUAUGGCCUCAGGAAGUGCUGGAAUGUUGGAAGCCAUCUCCGAAGAGGAGACAGAAAGUGUAGGGAAGGUGGAAGGGAAGAAGCAGAUACUACCAGUCAUGAGAGAGAGUGAAGAAAGUGAGGAGAGCGGCUUUAGUCCCUUAUUGAGGCUGCAUGAAGCUGAACUGCAAGCAAAAAGUGACUCUAAUGAGGAUGAGCAUGAAGGAAUGCAGGAGGAGGAGGGAAAUUAUGAUUAUAUGGAUUAUGAUAGUGAUAGUUAUGAUGGAACUGACGAUGAUGAUGAUGAUGAAGAUGAAGAAGAAGAAGAAGGAAUAAUGGAUAUUUAUUACUCACGGUGUCAGAAUAAAAACGUUGGUAUCCAGCAUUUUGCUCCUUCCAAAGAAAUGGAAGAUAGUGAUGAAAGUAAUCAGAAUAUUGAUGCCUUGGAUGGUUAUCUUCCUUUAAAGCACAUGGCAGUUGAUAAUAUUUUGCAGUUAGAUUCCAACAGUCAAAAAAGUAAUCUAUGCUCUGAUAAAUCCAAUUUAAAAAAACAUAAAAAUGUAUCUGAUGUUUCUGAAGAAGGAAGUCUUGAUCUUACAGAUAAAACCAAAGAGGAAGGACAGCAAGAAAUUGAAAGUGCUUCUGAGGAUUUGGUAGAAAGCAAACAUAUGUUUGAAGAUAUUACUGAAAAUAUCCAACCUGAAAGCAUCAUUGGCACUGAAUGGCUGUUAUCUAACAGUGAAGAAAGUCACCUCACACAGCAUAUGACUCUAACGCCUGAUCUUGGCAUGAAUGAUACCAUGGCAACAGACCCUGCAAUAAUUCAGGAGGGAUCUGCGUUUGCAUCCCCAUCUGCUAUUGCUAAGCAAGCUGCUGCUGCAAACAUUCAGACUCAAAUAGACUUCCUCCCUUCAGAAGUUCUGUUACCAGUUCAUGUCAUAAUGAAAAACGAGAACAAUAUAGCUGUGCCAUGGUCAAAUUACGAGCAAAGACAGAACACAGAGGAAGACAUACUCGUGAAGCACAUGUCAAAUAAUGUGACUGGUGUAGAACUGCUUAAGGUAAAUUCAUCCCAAAUGGAUAAUAAAGUAGUCAGACAUGUGCCUUAUGUGAAUGACAGUGAUAGUCUAGGUUCUCUCACUGACUUAGUACACCCAGUCACAAAUAAAGAACUUGGUCAAAUAGAAAUAGGUAUUGACAUUCCUAAACAAAAUAUAAACAUGAUGACUAUUAUAAAGGAAAGUCAUAUCCAGGAAUUAAGUAAAAGUCCCAUUCAUAUGGAAAGCCUUGGAGAAAUAUUUGAUGGAUCUAUUAAAACAGGUUGUGAAAUUGCUGUUUCAAAUGAAGAAAAAGUAAGUGUUGGACAAGCCUCGAGUGAUGCUAAAUCAGGACAUUACAGUGACUUUGAUACAGUGAAAUCAGAUGAAUUUAUGGAAGAGUUUGACCUUUCUGCUUAUUUAAAACAAUGUGCAAAAGGCAUAAAAGCAAAAGAUAGUUCAGAACGGAAUAAGGCUGAUUCUUGUUACCUUAAGGAAGGUGAAACUGGUGAAAAUUAUAUACAGAAUGGAAAAGAGUUAGUGAUACCUGACUAUGUUAUUGAUAUGGGAGCAGGGCAUCCAACUGAAUUAAAUUCUAAUUCUCAAUCCUCUCCCCUGACAGUUACAGUAAAAUCAAAGGGAAUAAACGUUACUACAGAAAAUGAGGGUAUCAUCUGUCAAGAAACUGAUAAAGUUCUUAAAAACACUUCAGAAAAUGACAUGAUAGUUAGUCAUGAAUUUUCCUUUAAGAAAGCUGACACAGAAGGAAGUACUGAGAAUGUCCAGGAGUCAGAGGAAAGGGCUGAAACCAGACAUUCUGGGAACCAUAGAGGUGCAGCAGACUUUUCUUCUAGACCUUUGGAUAACAUAGGUGGUAGCUUGGAUAAUAUUGUACAGAGGAAAUGUGAAACACUGGUUUGUUAUAAUGGAGUAAAAAACAUUAUGGAACAGAAUAUUUUAGUCAACAAGACUGAUUUAAUUGAAAAUGGUGUCAGGAAAGAAAAGCCUGUAGAAUCAUUUCACAAAGAAGUGAUGCUCCCCAAAGACUUGCAAGUAGAGGAGGGUAUAUCACAUUCUCCUGAAGUAUCUGACACACUAAUUGAAGACUUAAAGAAUAUUUUAAAAAAGAAAUUGAAAGAUGGCCAUGUUUUCUGCAAGCAGGAAGGUGAACCUUUAAAUUACUCUGACACAAAAUUUUUAAUGCAAAAUUUACUUAAAAUGAUUAGUCGCACACACUUGGGGAAUGAGUCUUCCAGUGAGUCAAAUAUCAAGCAAACACAUGAUGACAUUAGCGCUACACUAAUGGCUACCCCAUCGUGCAUAGAUCAAAAGGACUAUGAUAAUCUUCAGUUAUCUUGGCCUGAUAACAGGAGUCCUGACCUCCUCCUUGAUAUAUUGAAGCAAAACCACUGCAACCAAAAGACUGAUAAUCCAUAUGAAACAACAAGUGAAGAAGCCCAGAAUGAAAGAGACCAGGAGAGAAAAGCUACAGCUCCUAAACUUAUUACUUCUCAACUUGAACAAAUCUUCCAAAUCCCACCUGGAGAUGAAAAUUCAUACAGAUUCGAGGCAUUGAUGAGUGAUUUGGCAAAAGACUUGUUUACCAUCUCACAGACUGCUAAUAUCACCACCGAUGAUGAGUGUGUAAGCAAAGCAGAGGAGCUGGGUACUCUUUUCUCAACAGAACUAACAGAAUUUGGAUCAGAAACUCUUAGAGGGAAUUCAUUGGUUCACAGCACAGCUAUUAUUUUGGAAAAUAACCAGAAGCCUGAGAAGUCAGACAGUCCAUCCAAAAGCUUUUCUGAGGAUGUUCUGCAAAUGAAAGAAGCUGCCCCAGGAGACAACCCAGUAGGCAUGAUGUUCAGUGGAGUACAGCAGUGUUUAAAGUAUACAGAGAAACUGCGAGGACAUUUGGCAAUGGUUCAGGAUAUGAAAUUCCACUUAGAUAAUGAGCAGCCUAUUAGUAACAACUUAGAAAUGCUAAAAACCCAACUUGAACAAUUAGAGUCAUUUGAAUCAGGACUGGCUGCUUUUGCUGUUGUUCUAAAAAAAGAUCUGAAGUUGACAGAAGAGUUUUUAAAGUCUCUGCACAAAGAUGGUCCCAAAGAACAACUUAAAGAGCUAAAAAUAACAUAUGAAUAUUUACAGAAGGCCUUUUUUGUGGUCUGUGAUAUGUCUUCAAAGCGUGCAAAACAAAUAGUCUUUGCUGUUGACUCUGAAAUGUCUAAGCUUUCAAUAUUGCAUCAGGAACUUCUAAGCAGACUUCAGAAGUUUUCAGACCGGAUCACAGAAAACAGUAAAACUGUGAACAACCUGACAGUGAAUACUAGUGAUAUAGAAAAUGUGAAGCAAAGCUUACAACUGCUCAAGAACAAUUCAAAAGAGCUUGGCUGUAUGAAGAUACAACUGGACUCCAUAGCAUUUGAUGUUCAGUUCUUCAUUUCUGAACAUGCCCAGGAUCUUUCUCCUAAUCAGAGCAGACAGCUGUUGAGGCUCUUAAAUAGUACUCAGAAGUGUUUUCAGGAAGUACAGGAAACAAUCACAUCUCAGAUGGAAAGUUUAGAGGGACUGUUACGGACAGCACAAGAUCUUGGUGAUCAGAAGGAUGUGGCUGAGCAGCAGCAGGAAUGCAAGGAGAAACUACAGGAAAUAUGUGAUCUCUUUACACAAACAGAAAAUCGACUCAUUGGUCACCAAGAAGCUCUUGUUAUCGGAGACAGCAAGGCUGAGUUAAAGCAAUACCAAACCAAACAAGAGGAAUUACAGAAAGAUAUGCUGGCAAGUGCACAGGCAUUGGCAGAGAUUGUGAAAAACACUGAGAUGUUCUUGAAAGAGAAUGGAGGAAAGUUGUCACAAGAAGACAAGACUAUUCUUGAACAGAAACUUAAUGAAGCUAAGACAAAAUGUUUGCUGCUUAGCCAGAAGGCAGAAGAGUCCAAAAAAGUGCUGGAUAAAGCUGUGACAACAGCUAUUAAGCAGGAAACAGAAAAGGUUGCUGCCAUAGAACAACUGGAAGAGAGUAAAAUUACGAUUGAAAAUCUCUUGGAUUGGCUGUCAAAUGUGGAUAAGGCAGCAGAGCAUGGGGAUGAGAAAUGGACGCUGGCAAUAGAACAGAAUGGAACCCAUUUUAAAGAAGGGGAUGUAAAGGCUUUGGAGGGAGAAGAGGAUGAAGUCAAUGGUAACCUGUUGGAACUUCAGCAACAGACUGAAACCCAUGUAGAUGGCAGAGUAAAACCCACAGACAGUAACCUGAACCAGCAGUAUCAGAAAGUCAAGGCUCAACAUGAGAAAAUUAUUUCUCAGCAACAGGCUGUUAUAAUAGCAACUCAGUCUGCCCAAGCGCUACUUGAGAAACAAGGCCACUACCUUUCCCCUGAAGAAAAAGAGAAGAUGCAAAGGAACAUGAAGGAACUGAAAGUCCAGUAUGAAACUGCUUUAGCUGAAUCGGAAUGGAAAAUGAAGUUAACACACUCUCUGCAGGAAGAACUUGAGAAAUUUGAUACAGACUACAGUGAGUUUGAAAGCUGGCUGCAGCAGUCAGAACAAGAACUUGAAAACCUGGAGGCCGGUGCUGCUGACUUCACUGGUAUCAUGACCAAGCUCAAAAGGCAAAAGAGUUUUUCAGAAGAUGUUAUUUCUCACAAAGGUGACUUACGGUACAUUACAAUUUCUGGACAGAGGGUGUUAGAUGCUGCUAAAUCUUGGAGUAAAAAAGAUGGUGUCAAGGUUGACAAAGAUGGUAUUGAUACUUCAGCUACUUACAUAGAGGUGCAAAGUAAACUGGAUGGUGCUUCAGAUCGUUUCAAAUCUCUUUAUACUAAGUGUGGUAUCCUUGGAAAUAACUUUAAAGACCUCGUAGAUAAAUACCAGCAUUAUGAAGAAGCCUCAUCUGGGCUUUUGUCAGGUCUCCAGACCUCUGAAGUUGCUGUGAACAAACAGCUGUCUGAGCCAAUUGCAGUAGAUCCUAAGAACCUCCAAAGGCAACUAGAAGAAACCAAGGUUCUCCAAGGGCAGGUGUCUAAUCACCAGGUUGCUGUAGAGAAACUGAAAAAAGCUGCUGAAGUGCUUUUGGAUACCAGGGGAACUUUACUACCAGACAAAGAUGAAAUCCAGAAAACACUGGAUGACAUUGUUGGCAGAUAUGACAGUUUAUCCAAGUCUGUGAAUGAACGGAAUGAGAAGCUCCAGAUAACGUUGACUCGUUCCCUAAGCGUGCAAGAUGGUUUGGAUGAAAUGCUUGACUGGAUGGGAGGUGUUGAAAAGAGCCUUGAAGAACCAGGUCAAAUGCCUUUGAAUUCUGCUGCUAUUCAGGAUAUCAUUAGUAAAAAUAUUAUGCUGGAGCAAGAUAUCGCAGGUCGCCAAAGCAGUAUAAAUGCUAUGAAUGAAAAAGUGAACAAAUUCAUAGAAACAACAGAUCCAUCCACUGCCUCCUGUCUGCAAGCUAGAAUGAAUGAGCUCUCUGUACGGUUUGCUGAAGCAAGUACCAGACACAAAGGGAAACUUGCAAAGAUGGAGGAAUUGAAGACCAAAGUGGAGUUGUUUGAAAGCCUGUCAGAAAAACUUCAAUCAUUUUUAGACAAGAAAACUCAGGCUCUCAAUGAGACUGAUGCUCCAGGAAAGGAUGUUACUGAAGUGUCUCAAUAUAUGCAGGAAACUAGUAUGGCGUUGAUAGAUCAUAAAAAAGAUCUUGAAGUUUUGCAUCAGCUUCUUGAAGAGCUUUCUGUCCAUGGUCUCCCUGGGGACAAAGCAUUGGCUUUAGAAAAGUUAAAUGCCUUGACAAAGAAGUUCAAGGAAGUGGAAGAGACUGUGAAGGAAAAAGAAGAGGAUGUAUCAUCUUGUCAGGAACAAAUGGAUACUUUCAAGCUCCUUGUAGAAUCUUUAAAGAAAUGGAUGAAUGAGACAACAGAUAGGAUUCCAGCUGUGCAACCCUCUUUAAAUACAGAGGAUUUAAAGAAACCAUUGGAAGAUAUUAGGAAAUUAGAAGAGGAAUGGACUUUAAAAGCACCUGAAAUUCAGAAAAUGAAGAGCAGAGGAACAUCAUUAUGUAACCUAAUCAGUGCUGUGACUUCCCCUGCCAAAGGCAGGGCAGCUUCAAAAGCAGGUGGAAUAGUAGUAAAUGGUGAAGGAGCAACUUCAGGUACUCAAGGUUUCCUGACAAAUAAAGAACUGACAGCUGUUCAACAGGCUAUGUCAGAUGUAAAUCACAGUUACGAAGAUAUGGGAGCUUUACUGAAGGAAAAGGUUUCAGAACUGGAAAGCAUGCUUUCAAAGAUGCAAAAUGUUCAAGAAGAAUCAAACUCAGUGAUGCAGUGGCUGCAAAAAAUGGAUAAGGCUGCCACAAGCUGGGAAGCGGCUCCUACUGAUAGUGAAGCUGUUAGAACACAAGUAGAACAACAUAAGCUAUUUGAAACAGAAUUGAAGCAAAGUGAAAAUAAAGUACAGGAGCUGAAGGACAAAGUGACAGAGUUGUUGGAGAAGAAUCCAAAUUCUCCUGAGGCGCCCAAAUGGAAACAGAUGUUGGAUAAAAUAGAUUACAAAUGGAAAGAACUCAAUCAGAUUACAGCUGACAGACGACAAAAUCUCGAAGAGUCCUCAAAUUACCUGACCCAGUUCCAGACAACAGAAGCUCAGUUAAAGCAGUGGCUUAUAGAGAAAGAGCUCAUGGUCAGUGUGCUUGGACCACUGUCAAUUGACCCAAAUAUGCUGAAUACACAGAAGCAGCAGGUCCAGAUUCUGCUUAAGGAGUUUGAUACCAGAAAGCCUCAGUAUGAACAGUUAACCACAGCUGGUCAGGGGAUAUUGAAGAGACCAGGUGAACAUCCUCCCUCUCAUGAAAUUGUGAAAAAGCAACUGGCAGCUGUGGCACAAAAAUGGGACGGUCUAACAGGACAACUGAAUGACAGAUGUGGUCAAAUUGACCAAGCCAUUGUCAAAAGCAAAGAGUAUCAAAGCCUUCUGAGAAGCCUGUCUGAUAAGCUAAGUACCUUGGAUAAUAAACUGAGCAGCACCCUGGCUGUGCGCACACACCCCGAUGCUAUGAAACAGCAGUUGGAAAUGGCUCGAGAAAUGAAGCAGGAAAUAGAACAGGAAAUGAAAAAUAUAAAAGUGGCUCAGACCCUUUGUGAGGAGCUGUCAGCGCUGGUUGGAGAAGACUACUUGAAAGCUGAACUUAUUAGGCAAUUGGAAGGCAUUGUAAAACCAUUUACGGAUAUUGAACAGAAAGCAGCUAAUCACGUUCAGCAACUUCAAUCAGCAUAUGCUACUUCUCAUCAGUUCCAACAAAUGUCUAAGGACUUUCAGACCUGGCUGGACAAAAAGAAAGAAGAACUGAACCAGGCUCAUCCUAUAUCGGCCAACCUUGAGUCCUUGCAGUCCUUAAUUGGAGAGCAGAAAGAUUUUAAGAAGACCUUGUCUGACCAGAUUAGUUCCUAUGAAAAAAUUGUUGCAGAAGGUGAAAGUCUCCUACAGAAGACUCAAGGAGCUGACAGGGCAGAGUUGCAGUCUCAGCUUGGCAUGCUCAAAAGUAACUGGGACGAAAUGAAUAAGCAAAUAAGAGAAAGGCAAGAUAAGUUAAGUACUUGUCUGGAGAAAGCCCUCAAGUACAAAGAACAUGUAGAAAACCUGCAGCCCUGGAUAGAGAAGUGCCAAAAUAACCUGUCUGAAGUAAAGAUUGUCAUAGAUCCUGUCGAAAUAGAGAAUUCUAUUGCUCAGGUGAAGGCCUGGCAAAAGGACUUGGACAAACACCAUAGUAUGGUGGAAUUAUUAAAUAAUGCAGCCGACAGUUUGCUCAAUGCCAGUCAAACAGAUAAAGAAAGCAUUACAGAAGAGAAAGUGGCAUUGAACCAGAAAGUGGAAAUGGUCACAGAACAAUUACAUAGUAAGAGGGAGACCUUGGAAAACAUGGCACAAAAGCUAAAAGAGUUUCAGGAAUCAUCCAGAGAAACCCAAAGGCAACUUAAAAGUGCCAAAGAGCAGCUAGAAGUUCAUGAUGCUCUUGGACCCCAGGCUUGUAGUAACAAACACUUGACAAUGUUGCAGAGCCAGCAGAAAACACUUCAGACUCUAAAGCCUUAUGUGCACUUGGCCAAAAAACUUGCCCAAGAACUGGUGGUAGAAGCUUCCAAUUCAGAAGGUGUUGCUGACCUCUUGUUGCAAGCUGAGUCUUUAGAGCAAGAAUACAGUACAAUCAGCCAGCAGGUUGAAGGCAAGUGUUCAUUCUUAGAGACGAAACUUCAGGGAAUUGGCCAUUUCCAAAACAACAUCAGAGAGAUGUUUUCUCAGUUUGCAGAGUUUGAUGAUGAGCUCGAUAGCAUGGCUCCAGCAGGAAGAGAUCUAGACACUCUGUGGUCACAAAGAGAGGAUAUCAACAAUUUCCUCAAAAAGCUGGAAGAUCUUAUAACAAGUAAUGAAAAUGCCAAUAAAACCUGUAAAAUGAUGUUAGCCACUGAAGCGUCUCCUGAUCUAGUUGGUAUAAAAAGGGACUUAGAGGCUUUAAGUAAACAAUGCAAUAAGUUACUGGACAGAGCAAAAGCCAGAGAGGAACAAGUGGAAGGAAUUAUUAGUCGUAUUGAAGAGUUUUAUAGUAAUUUAAAAGAAUUUUCCAGUCUGCUUGGGGGAGCUGAAGAACAUGAAGAAUCUCAAGGUCCUGUUGGAAUGGAAACAGACAUUAUUAAUCAACAACUGAAUAUAUUCAAGGUAUUCCAGAAAGAAGAGAUUGAACCACUGCAAGUUAAACAACAGGAGGUAAAUUGGCUAGGCCAAGGCCUUAUUCAAAGUGCUGCUAAAAAUGCUAGCACCGAGAAUCUUGAGCAUGACCUUGAAGAUGUUAACACCCGAUGGAAGACUCUCAAUAAGAAGGUUGCUCAACGAGCUGCUCAGCUGCAAGAAGCUCUUCUCCGCUGUGGAAGGUUCCAGGAUGCCCUUGAAUCUCUGCUUAGCUGGCUCAUUGAUACAGAAGAUCUAGUGGCCAAUCAGAAACCCCCAUCUGCUGAGUUCAAAGUUGUGAAGGCCCAGAUACAGGAACAGAAACUUCUCCAAAGGUUACUGGAUGACCGCAGACCUACCGUUGAGGUAAGCAAGCGCGAAGGGGAGAAAAUUGCAGAGUCAGCAGAACCUGCUGAUAAAGUGAAGAUCUUGAAGCAGUUGAGUCUCCUGGAUAGUAGAUGGGAUGCAUUGCUCAGUAAAGCUGAAACAAGGAAUCGUCAGUUGGAAGGUAUCUUAGUGGUAGCACAGCAAUUCCAUGAAACUUUAGAACCCCUGGUUGAGUGGCUGACCACCACUGAGAAAAGGCUUGCAAAUUCUGAACCCAUUGGAACACAAACUUCUAAACUGCAGCUGCAGAUUUCUCAGCAUAAAGCAUUAGAAGAUGACAUCCUUACUCGCAAUAAAAGUUUACAUAUGGCCAUUAGCAUUGGUCAGUCUCUUAAGACUAUGAGCUCCAGAGAGGAUAAAGAUAUGGUGCAGGAAAAGCUAGAUUCUUCCCAAGCCCGAUAUAUUGAGAUUCAAGAGAAGAGUAACAGCUGGUCUGAGCUGCUCCAGCAAGCCUAUUGCAAUGCUCAGAUUUUCGGGGAAGAUGAAGUUGAAUUGAUGAACUGGCUGAAUGAAGUACAUGACAAACUGAGCAAAUUGUCAGUCCAAGAUUACAGGACAGAGUCACUCAUGAAACAACACGCUGACCUGCUGGUGCUUCAGGAAGAGAUUCUGCUCAGAAAACAAAAUGUUGAUCAAGCUAUACAAAAUGGCUUAGAGCUUCUCAAGCAAACAACAGGUGAUGAAGUUGUAAUAAUUCAAGAUAAAUUGGAAGGCAUUAAAGCAAGGUACAAAGAUAUUACUAAAUUGAGUUCUGAUGUAUCCAAGACUUUAGAGCAAGCUCUGCAGCUUGCAGGUCAACUGCAGUCCACUCAUGAGGAACUCUGCAUAUGGCUUGACAAAGUGGAGGUGGAAUUGCUUUCAUAUGAUGCUCAGACCCCCAAGGGAGAAGAAUUAAGCGACGUACAAGAAAGACAAAAAGAGUUGAAAAAAGAAGCAAAGAACAACAAAGGCUUAUUGGACACCCUCAAUGAGGUCAGCAGUGCCUUGCUGGAAUUGGUGCCAUGGAGGGCAAGAGAGGGGUUAGACAAAAUGGUGAUUGAGGACAAUGAGCGGUACAGAUUAGUGAGCGACACGCUAACUCAGAAGGUGGAGGAGAUUGAUGCUGCCAUUCUAAGAUCACAGAAGUUUGAUCAAGCAGCUGAUGCAGAAUUAGCCUGGAUUGCAGAAACAGAAAAAAAAUUGAUGUCUCUGGGUGAUAUUAGGCUUGAGCAAGACCAGACCGCUGCUCAGCUACAAGUUCAAAAGGCAUUUACCAUGGAGAUUUUGAGGCACAAGGAUGCUAUAGAUGAACUUGUUGAAACUGGGGAUGAGAUUAUGAACACAUGCACUGAAGAGGAGAAACAGUCCAUGAAGAGAAAACUGGAAAGCCUCAUACAGAAAUAUGAUAUGGUCUGUCAAAUGAAUGCUGAGAGGAACCUCCAGCUGGAACGUGCUCAAUCCCUGGUUAACCAGUUCUGGGAGACUUAUGAAGAGCUUUGGCCGUGGUUAACCGAAAUAGAAAUGGUCAUCUCGCAGCUUCCUGCUCCAGCUCUUGAAUAUGAAACUUUAAAGCAACAGCAAGAAGAGCAUCGGCAACUGCGUGAGCUGAUUGCUGAACACAAGCCUCAUAUAGAUAAGAUGAACAAAACUGGCCCUCAGUUGUUGGAGUUGAGCCCAGGAGAAGGUUUUUGUAUCCAAGAGAAAUACGUGGCGGCUGACACCCUUUACAGUCAAAUUAAAGAAGAUGUCAAAAAGCGAGCGCUGGCACUGGAUGAAGCCAUUUCUCAGUCUACUCAGUUUCAUGACAAGAUAGAUCCAACCCUCGAGAGUCUGGAACGCAUAGUUGAACGUCUGAGGCAGCCACCUUCAAUCUCAGCUGAGGUUGAGAAGAUUAAAGAGCAGAUCAGUGAAAAUAAGAAUGUGUCAGUAGAUCUGGAAAAACUUCAGCCCGUGUACGAGACACUCAAACAGCGUGGGGAGGAAAUGAUAGCUCGCUCAGAGGGAGCUGAUAAGGAUAUAUCUGCUAAAGCUGUUCAGGAUAAAAUUAAACAAAUGGUCUUCAUCUGGGAAGACAUCCAGGCCUUGACUGAGGAAAGGGAGGCCAAAUUGCUGGAUGUGAUGGAGCUGGCUGAAAAGUUCUGGUGUGAUCACAUGGCUCUUGUAGUCACUAUUAAAGAUACUCAGGAUUUCAUCCGAGAACUGGAGGGACCUGGAGUUGACCCCUCUGUGGUCAAACAACAGCAAGAGGCUGCAGAGGCUAUCCGAGAAGAAGUUGAUGGACUGCAGGAAGAACUCGAUAUGGUGGUAAACUUAGGUUCUGAACUUAUAGCUGCUUGUGGAGAGCCUGACAAGCCUAUUGUCAAUAAGAGCAUAGAUGAGCUGAAUUCAGCUUGGGAUACUCUAAACAAAGCAUGGAAAGAGCGGAUAGACAAACUUGAUGAAGCCAUGCAAGCUGCUGUUCAGUACCAAGAUGGACUGCAGGCAAUAUUUGACUGGGUAGAUAUUGCUGGCAGUAAAUUAGCUUCAAUGUCACCAGUUGGAACAGAUCUAGAAACAGUGAAGCAGCAAACUGCAGAACUGAAGCAAUUUAAGAUGGAGGCUUAUCAGCAGCAAAUAGAAAUGGAAAGGCUAAAUCAUCAAGCAGAACUGUUGUUGAAGAAGGUUACAGAAGAAAGUGACAAGCACACAGUUCAAGAACCCCUCUCAGAGCUCAAACUGAUGUGGGUCAAUCUAGAGGAGAAAAUUAUUAACAGACAGCACAAGCUGGAGGGUGCCUUGUUAGCUUUGGGGCAGUUCCAACAUGCCCUGGAUGAAUUACUGACAUGGCUGACGCACACAGAAGACCUGCUGAAUGAACAGAAACCUGUGGGCGGAGACCCCAAGGCUAUUGAAAUUGAACUUGCCAAACAUCAUGUGCUACAAAAUGAUGUGUUAGCUCAUCAGUCCACUGUGGAAACAGUUAAGAAAGCAGGAAAUGACCUGAUUGAAUCAAGUGCUGUUGAAGAAGCAAGCAAUCUACAGAGCAAGUUGGAACUUUUGAAUCAGCGCUGGCAAAAUGUGUUGAAAAAAACAGAACAAAGGAAACAGCAGCUGGACAGUGCCUUGAUCCAGGCCCAAGGUUUCCAUGGUGAAGUUGAAGAUAUGCAGCAAUGGCUGACAGACACCGAACGUCAGCUGUUGGCAUCAAAACCUGUUGGAGGUUUACCAGAAACUGCAAGAGAGCAGCUUAAUACCCACAUGGAACUCUGUGCUGCCUUUGAAGCCAAAGAAGAGACAUACAAGCACCUGAUGCAGAAAGGCCAGCAGAUGCUUGCAAGAUGCCCAGGGUCUGCUGAGACAAAUGUUGAGCAAGAUAUAAAUAACUUAAAAGUAAAAUGGGACUCAGUACAAACAAAACUCAGCGAAAGAAAGGCCAAACUGGAAGAAGCCCUGAAUUUGGCUAUGGAGUUCCACAACUCACUUCAAGACUUCAUCAACUGGCUUACCCAGGCAGAGCAGACUUUGAAUGUGGCUUCUCGGCCAAGUCUUAUCUUAGACACUGUCUUGUUUCAAAUUGAUGAACACAAGGUCUUUGCUACAGAAGUGAAUUCUCACCGAGACCAGAUCAUAGAGCUGGAUAAAACUGGAACCCAUCUGAAAUAUUUCAGCCAGAAACAGGAUGUUGUCCUUAUUAAGAAUCUGCUGAUUAGUGUACAGAGUAGAUGGGAAAAAGUGGUUCAGCGCUUAGUGGAAAGAGGAAGAGCUUUGGAUGAUGCAAGGAAACGAACGAAACAGUUCCAUGAAGCCUGGAACAAACUUAUGGCAUGGUUGGAAGAGUCAGAAAAGUCAUUGGAUUCAGAGCUCGAAAUUGCAAAUGAUCCAGACAAAAUAAAGAUGCAGCUUACACAGCAUAAGGAGUUCCAGAAAUCUCUUGGAGCCAAGCAUUCUGUGUAUGACACCACAAAUAGGACUGGACGCUCCCUCAAAGAGAAAACCUCUCUGGCGGAUGACAAUUUGAAACUGGACGAUAUGCUGAGUGAGCUCAGAGACAAAUGGGAUACAAUCUGUGGAAAAUCUGUGGAAAGACAAAACAAACUGGAGGAAGCCCUGUUAUUUUCAGGACAAUUUACUGAUGCUCUGCAGGCUCUCAUCGACUGGCUAUAUAAAAUUGAACCUCAGUUGGCAGAAGAUCAGCCAGUGCAUGGAGACAUCGAUUUGGUGAUGAACCUGAUUGAUAAUCACAAAGUCUUCCAGAAGGAGCUGGGGAAGAGGACAAGCAGUGUCCAGGCUCUGAAACGCUCUGCUCGAGAACUCAUAGAAGGCAGUCGUGAUGACUCCUCCUGGGUAAAGGUCCAAAUGCAGGAGCUAAGCACUCGCUGGGAGACGGUCUGCGCCCUCUCCGUAUCCAAGCAAACACGACUGGAACAGGCCCUACACCAGGGAGAGGAAUUUCACGCUGUUGUGCAUGUUCUUUUGGAGUGGCUGGCUGAGGCAGAGCAGGCCCUUCGUUUCCAUGGAAUCCUCCCAGAUGAUGAAGAGGCUCUACGGACACUAAUUGAUCAGCACAGGGAAUUCAUGAGGAAGUUGGAGGACAAAAAGGCAGAACUAAAUAAAGCAGCAGGUAUGGGAGAAGCCAUCCUGGCUAUCUGCCACCCAGACUCCAUCACUACCAUUAAGCACUGGAUAACAAUCAUCAGAGCCAGAUUUGAAGAGGUAUUAGCAUGGGCAAAGCAACAUCAGCAGAGACUGGCAGGAGCCCUUGCUGGACUUAUUGCUAAGCAGGAAUUGUUGGAAGCCUUAUUGUCCUGGUUGCAGUGGGCAGAGACUACUCUUAGUGAAAAAGAUAAAGAGGUCAUCCCCCAGGAGAUCGAGGAUGUUAAAGCACUCAUAGCUGAACAUCAGACGUUUAUGGAGGAAAUGACCAGAAAACAGCCUGAUGUGGAUAAAGUCACAAAGAUCUACAAAAGGAAGGCAGUUGAACCCACUCCAAUACAGUCUCAUAUUCCUGUGCUAGAUAAAGGGAGAACAGGAAGAAAACGUUCCCAAGCAGCAGGCAUGUAUCCAUCAGGAACACAGACACAAAUUGAAACCAAGAAUCCAAGGAUAAACCUAUUAGUCAGCAAAUGGCAGCAAGUCUGGCUUCUGGCCUUGGAAAGAAGAAGAAAAUUGAAUGAUGCUUUGGAUAGACUAGAAGAGCUGAGGGAAUUUGCCAACUUUGAUUUUGAUAUCUGGAGGAAAAAGUAUAUGCGAUGGAUGAAUCAUAAGAAAUCUCGAGUAAUGGACUUCUUUAGGAGGAUUGAUAAAGAUCAGGAUGGAAAGAUAACGAGGCAGGAAUUUAUUGAUGGGAUUCUUUCUUCAAAAUUCCCUACCAGCCGACUUGAAAUGAGUGCAGUGGCAGAUAUCUUUGACAGAGAUGGUGAUGGGUACAUUGACUACUAUGAAUUUGUAGCAGCACUUCAUCCAAACAAGGAUGCAUACAAGCCUCUGACAGAUGCUGACAAAAUUGAAGAUGAGGUUACAAGGCAGGUAGCUAAAUGUAAAUGUGCAAAACGAUUCCAGGUGGAGCAGAUUGGGGAUAACAAGUACAGGUUCUUCCUGGGAAAUCAGUUUGGUGACUCUCAACAGCUGCGUCUUGUUCGCAUCUUGCGAAGUACAGUAAUGGUUCGUGUUGGAGGUGGCUGGAUGGCACUGGAUGAAUUCUUAGUAAAAAAUGAUCCCUGCAGGGUUCAUCAUCAUGGGAGUAAAAUGUUACGUUCGGAAUCAAACUCUUCAAUUACCACUCAGCCUACCAUAGCUAAAGGGAGGACAAACAUGGAGCUGCGUGAAAAGUUCAUUUUGUCAGAUGCUGCAAGUCAGAACGUGGCUGCUUUCCGUCCAAGAGGUCGUAGAUCACGACCUUCUUCAAGGGGUGCUUCUCCCAACAGAUCUGCUUCUAUAUCAAGUCAGGCUGGCCAGGGAGCUUCACCACAAGCAGUUGCUACAAGUACACCCAAGACACCCCAUCAUUUAACACGCAAUUAUGGUAAACCAUGGUUGACAAACAGCAAAACGUCAACUCCUUCUAAACCAUCAGAGUCCUCAGAAUAUCAAGGGUCAUCUUCAGAGGGAACACCAAUACAAGGGAGUAAACUUAGACUGCCAGGAUAUCUGUCAGGGAAAGGUUUCCACUCUGGAGAAGACAACAGCCUAAUAUCAACAGCAGCUACCAGAGUUAGAGCGCAGUUUGCAGACACCAGAAGGACUCCAAGUAGACCUGGAAGCCGAGCAGGAAGCAAGGCUGGCAGUAGGUCAAGUAGCCGCCGAGGCAGUGAUGCAUCUGACUUUGACAUUUCAGAAAUCCAGUCUGUGUGUUCAGAUAUGUCAGAGACUGUUCACAAUGCAAGCAGACCACAGCCCCGAGCAGGAUCUCGGCUAGCCUCAGGCAAGCCUUCCAAAAUUCCAACUCCCCAAAGGAGGCCACCAGUCAGCAAAUUGGACAAGUCCUCCAAGAGAUAAUGUGAUCAGCUCCAUAAAGGUCUUUGCCUUGUGCAUUAAAUAUUUAAGUUUGUAAGAUGUAAAAUAUUAUGUAGAAAUUAUUGUGAAAUAUUGCAAGAGGUGGAUUUUUAAUUCUGCAGAUGGCCUUAUUUGUGUAUUUGUCCUUUUAUUUUGUGUGUAUAAUUUUUGUCAGAUUUUGUUUGUUUGUUUAUGCCAUAUCCUAUGUGAAGGGGGAAAGAGUUUUAAUGUAAACUAACAAUUGUACACAGUAAUGUGUAGAAAGUACACUAAAACAAUUCCCAAAUGUGCAGUGUACUGAAUGUACAGUCAAGUCUCUGCAACCUCAGUCAAAUAGGCCUAUCACUCCAUCAUUAAUUAACAGGAAAGGAUACCUCAUGAUUUUUCUUUAAAAAAAUAAAAUAAAAAGCCAAAAGACACAAUUACACAUUUUGAAUUAACUAAACGAACACUAAAUGAUGUAUGUCAGACUUACUAAGAAUAAAAAACACAUUCACACUACAAUUAUUUAUGCAGCAUCUCUUGGAGAACUCACAGAAAGUUACUUAAGCACUUGCCAGUCAUACAAUACUCCAAUAUCUUGCAGCAUUUCUGUGCCAUUGCUUUAAAUGAGGCCAGACACACUCUGGGUAUUAGAACUACUAUACUGUAAGAAUUCAAUAUAAAGUGCAUUCAUGUAAAUGUGAGGUUUUCUUUUGCUUGAGUGGACGGUAGCACUGUAUCAUUGAACUCAUUUUGUAUCAAAGCAAUUUUGCUUGCAGAAAGCUAUGAAAUAAAACAUGUCCCUUAA